Molecule: messenger RNA, 210 nt
Organism: Meloidogyne enterolobii
Lineage: Eukaryota; Metazoa; Nematoda; Chromadorea; Rhabditida; Meloidogynidae
Source: the annotation of a GenBank genome assembly
AUGAAAUUUUUAUCGUUGGUAAUCUUCCUAGUUGUGCUGCUGUUAGGAAUUGCUAAUAAUAUUGGAGCUAACACAGAGUUUCAUCGAUUUAAACGUGAUCCAAAAAAUCCAACAGAAUGUGAAAAAGGAUGCAAAACAAAAUAUAAACAUAAAGAAUAUUACAAUUGUAUCGUUAAGGAGUGCAAAUAUAACCCUCAUCGGAGGAUGUAA